AUGCCCAGGCCCUCAGAGCACAAGAGGGAGCAUGCCGCAGACCACUAUGGACACCAUCACUCCUUUUUUAAGGCAUCAUCCUCCAGCCUCACCUCUUCAGCCUCAUCCUAUUCCUCUUCCAUGUGGGCUUCGGAGCCCAGCUUGGACGAUGAGACAUACCUCACACAUGGCACCAAGCCGCAGCAUUCCCUGUCUUGCUCCAACAUCCCAGAGGCAAGGCCCAAGUACAGGGAUGAGGAAUCUGAGGAUAUGGAAUUUAAUACGAGGGACCCAGUAUUUUUUCAGAGCCAGACCCCUCACCAGAAGAAAUCACAAAAUCCUGUCCAUCUACAGCAACACCUACCCUCUUCCCCAAGAGGCCCGGGGUUCCCAAAACUCCAUCGAGGCCAUAGUAAGAGUGAGGAGGGACUCCUACAGAGCACAGGCAGUGCUCGUUCCUCAGGUGGAGGUGGGAGAACUCAUCAAAUAGAUCAUGGGCCAUUGUACAAGACUGCAAGCCUUGGCCAGAGUCUGGCCUUUGAUGAUGAAACAGAAAGGACAGUGAGAGGCAUGGGCAAACCAAAAAAGGCUGCAUCCUCUACCCAGCUUCCCACCAAAGGCAUUCUUAAGAACAAAGAUGGUGGGACAGCAGCGGUGCAGAAGGGAAACUUCCGGAAGGCCAAGUCCAUGGAGGUGCUUUCCACCAGGGUACAAGUCACUGCCCCCAAACAAGGAGCCCUUGAUGCAGCAAAGGAGAACUUUGUGAGAGGAAAGCUUGAGUUCUCUGCCUUCCUGGAUGAAAUCACACGACAGGUUAUCAGCCCCUCAAGGCUCAGCUCUCUGGGUGUCAGCCCCACAUCCACGCCCACAUCCACAUCCCCAAAAUUACCUCAUGAGGAGCGCAAGCAGCCUUUGAAGAUGGCUAAACAGGGAAAGGAAGAUGUUCCCUCAGCCAAACAACAGCAUACCAAGAUUAAGAAUCAGGAUUCUGAAAAAACAAGCACCGAUUCAAGUUCACAUUCCCGCUCGCAGAGAAGGUGCCACUCUGGCAAACACAACCACACUCACCACCCGUCCAAUCCCUCAUGCCACCACCCUCCUUCUGACCAUCCUGGUCAUGCAAAACAACCCUCCACUACAGAAAGACAAGGUUCCACAGUGAAUAAACAGCACCAUAGGAAGUAUAGCCAACUUCUUACUGAUGGCACUAGUACCAGUCCAGAACCUCUUCUUCAGGAGCAGAAACAACAUCACGUCAAGCACAAAGAAGGUCAUCGUGGUAGUGUCGGCUCCUCCAGGCACCUCCACACAGGAUUGGAGCAUAAGAGCUCCCAACUCUCUAUGAAGACUACUAGCCUUGAGUCUGAGUCUCAUUCCAGCAAGUCCUCUGCUAGUCCAAGCUCUGAAAAAAGUUCAGAGAAACGACACAAAUCCUCAGGACACAGGAGACACUCCAAAACACACAGGGAUUCAGUAUGUUCUAUCGACAGAGCUCUGUUGCUGGAGCAGUACAAUAAGGAGUUGCACGAGAAGCUCCUUCAGACGGUGGCCUGCAUUGAAAACAUGGAGGCAGAUCUGCAGACUAAUCGGGCAGAAUUAGCCAGUUACAAAGAGAAGUUCAAGAAACUUCAGGAGAACUAUGCUUCUUCACAGCAGGCCAAUGGUGUUUUGGAGCAAAAAAUUCAGUCCAUUGCUGAGAAUAUGAACUCAGAGAGGAAGUAUCUUCUGCAGAGGAUCCUGGAACUGACGAAGCAGCUGGACUCAGCUCAGAUCACCAUCACCUCUUUGAAGAACCUCAAUGUUCCUUGUUUGAUAAAAGAGCUCUUAGAGAAGCAUUUCAACUCUCAAGAAGCACUCAGGGGUUUCUUGCUUUCCUCUGCAACACCUUGCCAGUCUAUGGACAGUAACCAAUUAGAGAGCAGGAACAACCAGUCACCUUCAGGGAAGCUGGAUGAGAAAUUAUCAAAUUGGCCAGACUCUGGAGAGAGAGGCUCAGAGGUCAGGCACCAGAGGGUCACAGCAUUUUUGCCAUGGAUACAGGGACAGGAGAAGUGUGCAGCACCAGAUCAAGAUGGCUUUACAGGAAACACUCAGAGAGACCAGCAGCUGGAUGCGAAGGGACCACCUUUCACUGACUCAGGCAUAACACGCCUUCCAUUUUCUGUUGCUGACAUUGGUUUAGCCCUCCAUAACAAGACUGAUGAUGACCAAGCUAUAGGUCAUGACCCUAUGGCCACAAAGCAUCAUUUGGGGUUGCACACAGAAGUUCAUUCAUUCAGCUUAGGGACCCAGAGGGGCACUGAUGUACCUCUAAACCCUUACAAUUUAGAGAAGACUGGCUCAAACAAGGGAACAGGAGCUAGUGCAGUCAACCUUGAGAGCAAUGCUAAUGAUGUCAUGUACCUGAAUGCACAGAGGAUGCUGGACAAUAUCUUGAGUCAGAUUCAACCACCAGCUCCAAAACAGAGAGAAGAGGACAGUGGUCAUGAAGUUGAGGGGUGGACCUCUAGGCCAGCAAAAGGUCUUUAG
Messenger RNA from Chanos chanos (milkfish), 2508 nucleotides. RefSeq lists its product as uncharacterized. The transcript has 7 exons. Gene Ontology annotation, cellular component: trans-Golgi network. Gene Ontology annotation, biological process: Golgi organization. The record is from RefSeq and is a predicted model, not a curated record. The coding region runs from base 1 to 2508 and encodes 835 amino acids. NCBI's taxonomy places the organism in Eukaryota, Metazoa, Chordata, Actinopteri, Gonorynchiformes, Chanidae.